Molecule: messenger RNA, 1113 nt
Organism: Mya arenaria
Lineage: Eukaryota; Metazoa; Mollusca; Bivalvia; Myida; Myidae
Product: fibrinogen-like protein A
Exons: 1
Coding region: 1-618 (205 amino acids)
Source: RefSeq, a predicted model, not a curated record
AUGGCCGAGGAGUUCCGAAUGUUGCACAUUCUGUCUGGAGACAUGAUGGGGGCAAGAAGCUUUAUACAAGCAAUCGGUCUGUUCUUUUGGGUGACAAGCUCCGGCGCUAAUGUUAACUAUAACGCUGUGCUUAACGUACACGACUCGUGCGGGUCAACUCAUUCAACUGACGUAAAGCCAAAGGACUGUACAGAACUGCAACGAGCCGGGAAACAGUCGGGUAUCUUCACAAUAUAUCCCAACCGUCCAAUGCAGACAGGGUUUAACGUGAGCUGCGAUAUGGACGUUGAUGGUGGCGGGUGGACGGUGAUCCAGCGCCGUGUCUCGGACACUGACUUCUACAAGACGUGGAACGAAUAUCAAACGGGAUUUGGUGACCUAGCAAACAACUUCUGGCUGGGAAACCAAAACAUUUCUAUGAUCACUUCACAAGGCCGGUACGAACUCAAAAAUGACCUGAUGGCUACCACUGGAGACACGCGCUACGCCAAUUACGAAGUAUUUUCGGUGGGUGAUGCACAAAGUGAGUACACUUUGUUUGUCGACGGCUACUCUGGAAAUGCAAAUGAUGGCAUGGCUCACCAUAACGGGGUGAAGUUUUCUACGAAGGAUCGAUAACAGUAGCGCUAACUGUGCUCAGAGACACAAAGGUGGCUAGUGGUACAACAGAUGCCAUGACGCUAAUCUAAACGGGGCAUUUGGGAAUACCGAACAAGGUCAAGGCAUAACCUGGGAACAUUGGAUUGGCAAUGGCGUCUCUCUUGUGAGGGCUGAUAUGAAAAUAAGGCGUAAAAUUUAGUAUUCACGCAGUUGAAACGCCCUACGGUUACGUUUUAUCACAAAACAUUACACGCAAAAGAUAGAAGACUGAUUUUCCGCAAAAAUGCGCAGAACCAGUGAAGUAUUGUUGUCGUUUUUUUUUUCGUUUAUAUCAUACUAUGAUGUCUUAAUCCUUCUCUGGAAACACAGUGAAGAUUUCAUUACCGGCAUAUUUCUGGAGACACAAAAUGCUUUCAAGUAAUUGGAAUACAUGUAAUUGUAUGUGUUUAUAUUGUUUACGUAGUUUUGUAACCGUUUUGUAAAGGAGUCUUUUUUACAUUCGCAUUCUGAAAA